AUGACGUUUCGCACAGGCUGUGAUGCCAUCUGGUGCAGAGCAUUCUCGCUUUCUCUGGAGGGAGAAGCCUUGGAGUGGUUCGACUCACUCCCAAACGGGACCAUAGAAGACUUCAAAAGUUUAAGCGGUAUGUUUAAGAGUCAGUUUGCGGUGUGUCGAGUACAGGAUGCCACCAUCGUCGACCUGAUGAACCUGAAACAAGGUAAAGUAGAGCCCCUCAAGGCUUUUAUGGAUCAGUUUCAGAAAACCGUUCGACGCGUCAAGGGGCUCAGUACGGAGUUAGCCUUACAACACGUGAUGCCCGGCUUAAGGCCUGGUACGUUCAAGGAUAACGUAUUUCGAAAUCCCCCGAAGACCAUGGAGGAGUUGCGCCAGAGGACGGCGGAUGAAAUCAGGGUGGAGGACAUGAAACAAAGUUAUAGAAAGGAACUUCAGGAAGCAAAGGCUGAGAAGAAAGAGAAUAAACGAGACGGUCAGAGUAACCGCCCGGGAACUGCUAAGGCCCGGGAUGGACCCCGUAAUCCCCGGUUCCAACAAUACACACAACUAAACGCCCCUCGGACCCGAAUAUUGCAGGAGGCGCUUAGCGCGCAAGUGAUGCAGGUCCCUCAACAGCGUCCGACUCCCCCGGGAGCGGAUAAUUCCAAACAUUGCCUGUAUCACCAAAAUAUGGGCCACAACACCGAGGAUUGUGUGACGCUCAAGGACAAGAUCGAAGAGAUGAUCCGAGCGGGACAAUUAGUGCGAUAUGUAAAGGGAUACCGAUCGGAGGGAUCUCCUGAUAGGCGAGAAAGGCGAGAGUACAUCAGGAGAAGCCCUCCCCGAUUUGAGGAAAGAAGAGAGUACGACAGGAGGAGCCCUCCCCGGUUUGAGGAGAGGAGAGACCGACAGACGGAUGGUCGUGGUGAUCGACACACAGGCGAUGGGAGAAAUUAUGCUCCCUAG
Messenger RNA from Vigna radiata var. radiata (mung bean), 945 nucleotides. RefSeq lists its product as uncharacterized. The coding region runs from base 1 to 945 and encodes 314 amino acids. Lineage: Eukaryota; Viridiplantae; Streptophyta; Magnoliopsida; Fabales; Fabaceae. The transcript has a single exon. The record is from RefSeq and is a predicted model, not a curated record.